Aedes albopictus (Asian tiger mosquito) is the source of this 1577-nucleotide messenger RNA. RefSeq names its product 72 kDa type IV collagenase. Gene Ontology annotation, cellular component: extracellular matrix. Bases 89 to 1504 code for a protein of 471 amino acids. The record is from RefSeq and is a predicted model, not a curated record. Lineage: Eukaryota; Metazoa; Arthropoda; Insecta; Diptera; Culicidae. Gene Ontology annotation, biological process: collagen catabolic process; extracellular matrix organization; proteolysis. Gene Ontology annotation, molecular function: zinc ion binding; metalloendopeptidase activity. The transcript is spliced from 4 exons.
UAUAAACCAACGUUGAUUCCGAAUCUCACUAGUUGUUUCUUUCUUCAGUCAGUUCUUAGACUCGUCUAGGAGGACACCGGUAUUUGAUAUGGCACAACAUCAACUCAACUUCCUCAGAACAUGGUGUCUUGUUUCAGCAUUAUUUCAUGUUCUGACUAUGUGUAGUGAGUUAGACGACGCUAUAGAGCUCUUCGCUCAAACACUAGGAUCCAGCGAGCCGGAAGAGAACAACCCUGCCCUUCCUGUUAAAGUACCAGACCUAACGGAGAGUGACGCUGAGGAAAUUCUGGAUCAACUUGGUUUCGACGCAAUCGCCAACACUCGAGAACCUGGUGGUGUCAGAAAUAAAUUAUCGCAGUUCCAGAAACUUUACGGACUACAAGAAUCCGGUGAACUGUGCAAUUCGACGAAAAUAUUACUGAAAAUACCAAGAUGUGGCGUAAGUGAUGUUGCUGCUCUCGGAGAGGACUUCAAAUGGGAUAAAAGCUUCCUAACAUACUAUGUAAGAAACUUCCCCAUGAAUGUUGCCUCGAGUUCCGUGAGGCAACUUUUGCAAAAUGCUUUCAAUCAGUGGAGUGCGGUGACCAAUCUGGAUUUCAUCGAAUCCGAAAACCACGAUGCAGACAUUGAGAUUAUAUUUGGAGGACGCGUCCAUCCACACCGGUGGGAAUCUUGUGCGACAGAACUGGGAUCGGGAAUUUUGGCUCACGCGUUUUUUCCCACAACAGGAGCGAUUCACUUCAACACGCAGUUCUUUUUUGGCUCUAGGAACGAAGACGACUUCUUCAACACAGCUAUGCAUGAGAUCGGUCACGCCCUUGGGUUGGAUCAUUCGGUUAACCCAGCAUCGAUUAUGUACCCGACCCUCGUCGCUCGAUAUUCUGAGAUUCCACAGAUUGACGCUGAGAAAAUUCAGCUGAAAUACGGUAAACGUGACCAUAGAUCAACGACAUUCAUACCGAAAUUUUGCAAUUUGGACAAGUACGAUGCCGUUCUGUACGAUAACAGCGGGAAGUUGUCUUUCAUUUCCGGGAAAUACCUUUAUUUGUCGAUGACAUCUGAUAAACCCCCAAUUUCACUAGGCGAACAGUGGCCUGGAGCUCCCGAUCGUUUGGACACUGCGGUCACCAUCGGCUCCCACACGUACCUUUUCAGGGAUGAUCAAGUAUGGGCAUUUGUGGCCGAUAAGCUAGAACUCGGCUAUCCCAGACCGAUACGGCGAACAUUUCCCGGACUGCCGCGUCACUUGGACGCCAUCGUACACUUCGGAAGCAAAUACCUGUUUGGAUUCAAGAACGAACAUUUCUGGCGGUACAAUGUAGCGCAAAAGAUGGUUGAUCACUCGGGAGAAGUGCGGGAUUUUGGAGUUUCCGGCCAAAUCGAUGCGUCGGUUUACGAUGAGCAGCGAAAUGAGAUAAUUUUCUUUAAAAAAGACUUGAAAUAUGUUUACAACUGUGACACUCUUAAAACGACUGCGGAUUAUUCUCGGAUGGACGGAUGUUAAUAUGAGAUUGUGAUUUAGAAUUUUACACCAAUCAGAUGAUAUUGAAAAUAGUAUGAAGUAAAUAAACCCAAGU